ACAGUCGCUCCCAGCCGCCUCUGGUCGUACAACCAUCCACCAGCCAACCAUGCAGAUCCUGACGGUGCUGAGCUGCCUGCUGGCCGCCGCCGUGGCUAAGCCGGGCUUCCUGGGCGGCGCCGCCCCCGGCCUGCUGGGCGUGGGCUACGCGGGACCCGCCGCCUACGCCGGCUACGCGGGCUACGCUGGCCCCGGACACUUCGCUCCCGCCAACAUCGUCAUCGGUCCGGGCGGCGUGCCCCUCGACACGCCGGAGGUGGCGGCCGCUCGCAAGGCGCACCUGGCCACCGUCGCCGCGACGCGCGCCCGCGACGCCGCCAUCAACGGCGUCGCCCCCGCCUACGCGGGCUACGCCGGAGCCUCCCCCGCCUACGCUGGCUACGCGGGCGCCGGCGCCGCUGCGGCCGCCGCCGCUGCAGCCGCUGCUGCUGCUUCUGCUGGCUACGCCGGAGCUGGCGCGUACGGUCCUGCCGGCCUGGGCUACGCGGGAGCCGGCCUGGCCGCCCCCAGCAUCCUGGCGCUCAAGGCCGGACACCACUUGGGCUGA
Schistocerca americana (American grasshopper) is the source of this 547-nucleotide messenger RNA. Its product is annotated as spidroin-2-like. The transcript is spliced from 2 exons. Bases 50 to 547 code for a protein of 165 amino acids. NCBI's taxonomy places the organism in Eukaryota, Metazoa, Arthropoda, Insecta, Orthoptera, Acrididae. The record is from RefSeq and is a predicted model, not a curated record.